CUGCUCUCUCUGUUUCCCCCCUUCCGUCGCGCUUCCUCCCCAUCCGAACCGAACCGAACCGAACCAAACCCUACGCAGCGGCGAGCGCGGCAAUGGGGGCCGCCGACCUGGUGCUGAAGGCGUCCUGCGACGCUUGCGGCUCUCGGUCAGAGGUCUACGGCACGAGCUGCCGUCACGCCACCCUCUGCCGCUCCUGCGGCGCCGCCAGGGCGCGCUCCCGCGCGCGCUGCGCCGUCUGCGCCGCCCCCAUCAUCAACCUCAUACGGGAGUACACUGUUCGGGUCGAUACCGCCGCAGAGAAGGCCCUUUCGAUAGGCAGAUUCACCACAGGCUUGCCGCCUUUCUCGAAGGAGAGGAUUGCGGGGAACAAGUGGUCUCUUCGUAAGGAUGGCCUGCAAGGACGACAGCUUACUGCCAAUAUGCGGGAGAAAUACUACAAAAGAAAACCAUGGAUAUUGGAAGAUGAAACAGGUGAAUAUCAGUACCAAAGUCAACUUGAGGGAACACAAUCUGCAACUGCUACAUACUAUUUGUUGAUGAUGCACGGCAAUGAGUUACAUGCUGUUCCUGUUGGUUCCUGGUAUAACUACAGUAAAAUUGCACAGUACAAACAACUGACUUUGGAAGAAGCUGAAGAGAAGAUGAAUAGAAGGAGAAGCAACGCAACUGGGUAUGAACGAUGGAUGAUGAGGUGUGCAACACAUGGAGCUGCCGCCUUUGGUUCGGAUGUGAAGAAGCUUGAGGAUGUUGAUGGCGGGGCGACAAGUGGGGUCCAAUCCAAGAAAAGAAACAAGGAUGGUGAUGACAAUCACUGUGAUAAAGGCGAGGAGAACGAAGAAGAGGGAGUGGCAAGCAAAAAUGCAGAUGGGCUUGCGACAAAGGGCAUGGAGGAUGAGGAAGAAGGCGGAAAAGAAGACUUUGAUUUGGAUGGUGAAAUCGAGAUAGGUGAAGAUUGGGAGCAUGAAGAGUUCUUCACUGAUGAUGAUGAGGCUCUGGAUAUUGACCCGGAGGAAAGACCUGAUUUCACCGAAAACCCUGCUCCACCAGAAAUUAAGCAGGAUGAUAACGGGAAUGAACAAGGAGCUGGUGGCCUGAGCAAGGCCGGUAAGGAACUAAAAAAGCUGCUCCGCCGUGCCGCUGGACAAAGUGAGUCCGGUGACGACGAAGACACUGAAGAAGAUGAGUCGCCAUCGCCAGUACUUGCUCCAGAACUGAAAACUGAAUUCAAAAGUGAACCACAGGAAAACAACCCUGUCAAAUUGACAGCAGCAGGACUUGAUAUUAGCAUUCCACCUGCAUCCAGGCCCAAUAAAAAGAGGAGAACAAGGUGUGAUGAUGCAAAGAAGUGUAAUGGUGCAGCGCUCAAGAAGUCAAACAUAGAAUCUGAAACUAAAACAUUAGGUGUCAAGGAGGAGCCACCCUCUUCCUCGGAACCUAUUUCAAAAGAAUUUGCUUCAGCAAGUAGUACAAAUAUAUCUACAAUUACAGAGGAGGAAGUCAGGAGAUUACUUGCAAUUGGUCCUGUGGCAAUGGAAGAUUUUGUCUCCAGAUUUGAGCCAAGAUUUAGAACUCAAGAGGACAAGAAAUAUUUUUUUGACAUUGUGAGUAAAAUUUCUGUUGUGGAUAAGAGCAUGGGACGCAAAUAUAUUCACCUUCAGAAGGAGUACAAAUGAACUGACAAGUUAAAGCACUUGUAUAUGCCAUUAUACCCCUCUAGCAUUGCAUGGCAUACUUUGUCUCUGCUGUAGAGUUCGUCAGUCUAACUACUCCAUCCUUGUCAUUAUAUCCUUGGUUGUCUAUUCUUUUACGCCACCUUGUAAACGAAGAAUUUGUGCUGAUUGACUUGGCAUGGCCUUCAAAGCUAAAUUUUGACCAUUGAUAUCUCUUAUGAUAUGUGACUAGUAACUACAAAUUCGACGA
This is a messenger RNA of Brachypodium distachyon (stiff brome), 1920 nucleotides long. RefSeq names its product transcription initiation factor IIF subunit alpha. The record is from RefSeq and is a predicted model, not a curated record. Gene Ontology annotation, molecular function: DNA binding; RNA polymerase II general transcription initiation factor activity; TFIIF-class transcription factor complex binding. Gene Ontology annotation, cellular component: transcription factor TFIIF complex; nucleus. NCBI's taxonomy places the organism in Eukaryota, Viridiplantae, Streptophyta, Magnoliopsida, Poales, Poaceae. Gene Ontology annotation, biological process: transcription initiation at RNA polymerase II promoter; positive regulation of transcription elongation by RNA polymerase II. The coding region runs from base 93 to 1673 and encodes 526 amino acids. The transcript is spliced from 9 exons.